CAAACUUUCUUGCUUCAUUUAACGGUCAUUAUUAUUCAAGGAAAGAAGCUAAAAUUUAUUCUGUUGGCAAAAUACAAAUGAAAAAAUAGAAGCCGCAAAAAAGUGAUAAGAAUUUUGUAUAAAACUGGUCUAAUUAAGUGGAUACAACAACUAUCGGUUGCUAGAUUCGUGGUACUUUUUUUUACGUAUGCUAAAGAAAAAUUCUUUCUUACGGCUUACGUCGUCAGUCUUACGAUUUACGCAAGUGGUAGAUAGUGUGUUGUUUUUGUCUAUAAAAACCCUUAAGCACGUCAUUUAAAACCAUAAUAAAAUAAAAUCCAUAGUUUUGUUUGAAAAAAAAAGUUUUAAAGAAAUAAGAAACAAAUAAAAAGUAUAUUUAAUACACCAUUACCGAUUAUUGUUCCUUACUUCUAUUUUAAACCAAGAAGUACAACAUUCAUUUUGUGUUCAAUUUAAACUGUUAGAAUUAUGAGAUUCUUUAAUAAAACUAUUGGCAUAAUUCUAACAUGUUUAAAUCUCAUAAUAUUGCACCUUGCUGGCUGUACGGCCGCACCACUAGACACAGUGGAGUCAACAAAAAGCCAACAGCAACCAACUGCCGAUAUGGUGAAUACACUUAAAUAUGAGAAUUCCAAUAUUGGUAUUGAUGGUUAUGAUUUUGCUUUUGAAACAAGCGAUGGUGUGUUGCGUAAGGAAACGGCCACUGUUAAGAAUAUCGGCACUCAGGAUGAGGCUAUUUCUGUGGAGGGUACCGUUAGUUGGGUUGGUCCCGAUGGUGUUCAGUAUACUUUGAAUUAUUUGGCCGAUGAAAAUGGUUUCCAACCCGAGGGUAAACAUUUACCGGUUGGUCCCGAAAGUUAAUUUAGUAAAAUGUUAUUUGUUAAUAUUAUAUUAUUUGUUACGUAUUGAAUUAUCUGUGAAUUUCUAGUCUGUAUUAUGUUGUUAUGUUGAACGAAAUAUAAAGAAAAUAUUUUUGUAAAGAA
This is a messenger RNA of Lucilia sericata (common green bottle fly), 983 nucleotides long. Its product is annotated as endocuticle structural protein SgAbd-6-like. The record is from RefSeq and is a predicted model, not a curated record. The transcript is spliced from 2 exons. Gene Ontology annotation, molecular function: structural constituent of chitin-based larval cuticle. Lineage: Eukaryota; Metazoa; Arthropoda; Insecta; Diptera; Calliphoridae. The coding region runs from base 469 to 861 and encodes 130 amino acids. Gene Ontology annotation, cellular component: chitin-based extracellular matrix.